This is a messenger RNA of Aspergillus homomorphus CBS 101889, 1311 nucleotides long. Its product is annotated as S-adenosyl-L-methionine-dependent methyltransferase. Lineage: Eukaryota; Fungi; Ascomycota; Eurotiomycetes; Eurotiales; Aspergillaceae. The transcript has 3 exons. Gene Ontology annotation, molecular function: O-methyltransferase activity. The record is from RefSeq and is a predicted model, not a curated record. Bases 10 to 1311 code for a protein of 433 amino acids.
CACGCCAUCAUGUCCGACGUUCUCAAUGCUCUUUCUGCUCGUAUCAACAACAAUCUACAACACCUGACCGCAUCCCAGCAGCAGCAGCCUCCUAAUCAGAUCCCCGAUGAAAUUCGUCUCGCUUUACUCGAUGACUGCUACGAAGUGCAACGGCUCUGCAGCCAACCCAGUGAUUACCUGGAGCGGCUGCAGAUGUUUAACCAGCAAUUAUCCUGCCUCCAAUGGCUAUGCCAUUUCAACGUCUUCGCGCAUAUACCCAUGACUGGAGCAAUCUCGUUCCCCGACCUCGCCGCAGCAGCCAAUGUGCCUCUCCCCGAACUGCGCCGAGUCGCGCGAAUGGCAAUGCUAGAGAGGGUUUUGUGCGAGCCCGUUGCCGACCGCGUGGCAUACGGCAAUGCCAGCUUCGCAACUUGUUUCGGUGGAGAGACGUCGCCUUCUCUUCGCCCCUGGGCCCAGUUCCUGACGGGCAUCGCCGCACCAACCGCCAUGUCCAUGGCUGAGGCCACCCAGCGCUCGAAGGACCCUUCUCAGGGAGACCUACGUAAUCCGACAGCGUACAACGUUGCCUUCGACACCCCGCUACCCCUUUUUCAGCAUCUCACGGAGUCCCCAGGAGGAGCAGACAUGUUUGCCGGGUAUAUGCGCAGCCUGGACGUGGCGGGAGGCACCGCGCAGCAUCAUCUCCUAAAGGCGUUCGCCUGGGCGUCGUUAGGAGAUGCACAUAUUGUUGAUGUGGGAGGCAGCAAUGGCCACACCUGCCAGCUCCUCAGCGCGCACUUCCCGCAGCUCCGCUUCACCGUGCAAGAUCUGCCGGAGGUGAUCGCCCAAGCCCAAGCCUCAAUCAACAACAACAACAACAACAACAACCUAACCCCUAGCAUUCACUUCACCGCGCACGACUUCCUCACCCCACAGCCCCCGACCAUCGCUCACAUAGGGGACAUCUACCUCCUACGCCGCAUCCUGCACAACUGGCCGGACCACCAGGCCACCCAGAUCCUACAACACCUGGCAGACGCCAUGGCCACGAGGAUUGCACGGGACAAGGAGACACAAAGCAUGGAGACAACACCCCCCCGGCUCCUGAUCAUGGACACAGUCCUUCCAGCCGGCCCGCACGAGAUUCCCGCCUACCAGGAGGGGCUCCUGCGUAUGCGCGACCUGGUGAUGUGGCAGAGCUUCCACAGCCAGGAGCGAGGGUGGGCCGACUGGAUGACGCUGCUGCAGUCAACGCGGCCGCCACUGCGGGUUUUGUGUCCGGUUGCGAAACCGGCAGGGAGUCAUAUGUCCGUGCUGGUUGUGGGGAUUUGA